Impatiens glandulifera is the source of this 2850-nucleotide messenger RNA. RefSeq names its product tubulin--tyrosine ligase-like protein 12. The transcript is spliced from 15 exons. Gene Ontology annotation, biological process: protein modification process. The coding region runs from base 102 to 2699 and encodes 865 amino acids. The record is from RefSeq and is a predicted model, not a curated record. NCBI's taxonomy places the organism in Eukaryota, Viridiplantae, Streptophyta, Magnoliopsida, Ericales, Balsaminaceae.
AUAGUCUAUAGACCUCCUCCUCAUUCUCUCUCUCUCUAUAUGUAACACCGCCGAAAUUGGAGUGUUGUUGAGCAUCGCCGUCAAUCUUAAUCAUUUCCGAAAUGACUACCGGAGAUAGAAUCCGAACUCUAGACGACUUCGUUAAAGUACACGGCCUCCUGUUAGCGGCGGCUGGGAUUCCCCAGGCUCUAUACGGCCAACUCUUCGAAAAGCUAUCCACAGAUACAUUUGAUGGCGGUAACUUCUUUCAGGUCGAACCGUCCGAUGACGGUCGGCAUAGGCGCCUCAUCCUUACUUCCUCUCACAUGGAGAAAGAAUCAUGUGUCUUCCUCGUCGACCAUGCCUGGACCUUUCGUCUUUCCGAUGCUCGCAAACAGCUGGAGGAAGUGCCUGCUCUGGUUGAGAGGAUGGCUGCGUUGAUGUGUGUUGAUAUUGACUUGAAAGAAAAGGAGGAUUCAGCUGAAGGUUCACAUGAGGAUGGUAUUAAAAUGAAUGUUGGUGAAAUAGUGGAGAAUGAAAUUCAACAAGCGAAAGAGAAAGGUGAUACUGUGAAAUGGUUGGAGCUGGAGGACCUUGACAUUGAUGACGCAAUGCUUUUAUCUCUUGAUUUGCCUAGCAAAUUUCCAAGUUUGAUUGCAUUAAGCUUAUGUGGAAACAAACUUGAGAACUGGGAAGAAGUUACCAAGGUUGUUACCAAGUUCAGGCACCUUAAGGCACUUUGGCUGAACAACAACCCAAUUUUACAGAACAGUGAAAGUGACAAGUCUGAUAUAAUUCUUCAAGCUUGCCCAACAUUGGAGAUCUACAAUUCACAUUUCACCUACAACUUUGGUGUUUGGGCAUUAGGAUUUUGUGGAGGAAUAUUCAAUAAGGAUAAUCCAGGCUAUUUGAGUUACACUGAUGACCAAUUAGAGACUGUUACCUCUGUCGACAUUUCAAAUAGAGAUAUUCACAAAUUGAUCAAUACGGCAUUUCUACCUGCUGAACUACCAUCUCUCUCAUAUCUGAAUAUUCGAGGAAACCCAUUGCAAGAAAACAAGGAAGAAUUGUUGGAGAUGCUAAAGAGUUUUCCUUGUUUAAGUGCUCUGGAGGUAGAUAUUCCAGGACCUCUAGGAGAAAGUGCUUUAGGGAUUCUUGAAUCACUCCCCAGGCUUUGUCAACUGAAUGGCGUUGAUUCAUCAAAGAUAUUAGAAUCAGAAAAGCAUGUGGUUGACUCUGCACUUCAACUGCGUUAUCCUGAAUGGAAACCAGAUGAACCUCUAGUUGAUCGGGUUAUGAAUGCAAUGUGGUUAUAUUUGAUGACAUAUAGACUAGCAGAUGAAGAGAAGAUUGAUGAAACUUCUGUAUGGUACGUAAUGGAUGAGCUAGGUUCUGCUUUGCAGCACAGUGAUGUGCCGAACUUUCAUGUUUCUCCUUUCCUCUACAUGCCAGAUGGUAAAUUGGAAUCUGCCAUCAGCUUUUCUCUUCUAUGGCCAACAAGAAAUGUGUAUAAAGGUGACGAGUGUACUCGUGAUUUCCUUUUUGGUAUUGGUGAAGAAAAGCAACGCUCUGCCAGACUUACUGCUUGGUUCCUUACUCCUGAAAAUUAUUUCAUAAAGGAAUACGAGAAUCACAUGCGGAACUUGAAUUCCAACACAUUCACCCCUCCGCCCUUGAAGGAGCUCAAAUCUAGCAGUUUGCUUCCUAGUGAUGGAAGUGUUUUACGUGUCUACUCCGAUAUCCCUCAAGUAGAAGAAUAUUUGAGUCGUCCAGAGUUCAAAAUAACUGACGACCCUAAGGAUGCGAAUAUAAUAUGGACAUGCAUGCAGGUGGAUGAGGACAUGAAGAAGUAUGCUGGUUUGACUGAGCGUCAAUUCAUAAAUCAAUUUCCUUUUGAGGCUUCCAUUGUCAUGAAGCAUCAUUUGGCUGAAACUGUCCAGAAGGCACUUGGAUGUCCAGAUUGGAUUCAACCAACCUACAAUCUCGAAACUCAUCUUACUCAACUCAUUGGUGAUUAUUUUGUUCGCCAAAGGGAUGGACUUGACAAUCUAUGGAUCUUAAAACCAUGGAAUAUGGCGAGAACUCUUGAUACCUCUAUUACUGAAAACAUAUCUGCUGUCAUCCGUUUAAUAGAGACUGGUCCAAAAAUAAGUCAAAAAUACAUUGAACAUCCUGCUCUGUUCAGGGGGAGAAAAUUUGAUCUUCGUUACAUUGUCUUGGUCCGCAGCAUGGAUCCAUUGGAUAUAUACCUUGCUGAUAUUUUCUGGGCUAGGCUGGCAAAUAAUGCAUACUCUCUAGACAAGAACAGUUUUUCCGAGUAUGAGACUCAUUUUACUGUAAUGAACUACAGAGGAACAUUGAAUCACAUGAACACUGCAGAUUUUGUUAGGGCAUUUGAACAAGAGCAUCAAGUUAAAUGGUUGGAGAUUCAUGUGAGAAUUAAAAAGAUGAUGAAAGCUUUGUUUGAGUCAGCUGCUUUUGUCCAUCCCGAGAUGCACAAUCCUAUGUCCAGGGCAAUGUAUGGAGUGGAUGUAAUGCUUGACUGCAAUUUCCAACCAAAGUUGUUGGAGGUGACAUACUGCCCUGAUUGUACAAGAGCAUGCAAGUAUGACAUGGAAAAUGUCUUCAAGGAAGGAGAGAUAGUCAAGGGCAGCGAGUUCUAUAAUUUUGUUUUCGGAUGCCUAUUUCUUAAUGAGACAACACAUGUAUCUGCAGUUUAAUCGACUUACUACCCUUUUCUAACGGUUAGUUGAACUCUGUAAUUUCUUGGUUAUUCUUCCUCAUUUGCAGCAAAUUUUAUCACAUUAUUGUAAGAAUCUGAUUUAUUUGCAUACUUUGUUCAAUUUUGUAAUAGAGAGUUCCAACCCAUAA